This is a messenger RNA of Oncorhynchus masou masou (cherry salmon), 10014 nucleotides long. RefSeq lists its product as uncharacterized. The transcript has 76 exons. NCBI's taxonomy places the organism in Eukaryota, Metazoa, Chordata, Actinopteri, Salmoniformes, Salmonidae. Gene Ontology annotation, cellular component: endoplasmic reticulum membrane; extrinsic component of cytoplasmic side of plasma membrane. Gene Ontology annotation, biological process: lipid transport. Gene Ontology annotation, molecular function: calcium-dependent phospholipid binding; calcium ion binding; phosphatidylinositol binding. The record is from RefSeq and is a predicted model, not a curated record. The coding region runs from base 181 to 8439 and encodes 2752 amino acids.
CGGCUUUUCUCUUCAUGGGCUGGGCGUGUUUCGGUUCUGCUAACGGUAUUGGGUAGAUUCUAGAACAGUUGUACAUACAGAGUUGUACAAUAGAUAGUCUCUGUUGGAAAGGAAGUAAUGAAGAACUUGCACUAGCUAGACUACUUUUUCUGUGAGAAUCUUGAUAUAAAAAAAAACACGAUGCAAAAUCCGGACUCGGGACAGGGAGAAUCCACCAAGAAUGCAUCUGGGUCGGUCCAUUCCGACAAUAAUGCACCGAAUAGCGGAGAAAUGAAGCCACCGGGUUUUGACGCUGUAUCGGUUCUUUGGACAUUUGGCAAGUGCCUAGGUGCCUUGCUGCCCGUGUACCUUGCAGGAUACUACCGGGUUAGCGCCAGUUUUUUGGUUUUCGGGCUUAUGGUCUACACGGGAUGGAGGCACUCGCGCGAGGCAAAAGAAGCUCGUCUGCGGUCCGCCAUUCACCACUAUGACAACGAGAAACAAUAUACAUCCAUGAAAAUGUUCAGAAGUAAAAAGGAUCUCCCUGCUUGGGUCAACUUCGCAGAUGUGGAGAAGGUGGAGUGGCUCAAUAAGAUUCUGCAGCAGGUGUGGCCGUUUGUGGGUCAGUAUCUGGAAAAGUUGCUGGUGGAGACCAUCGCUCCCUCCAUCCGUUCCUCCAGCACUCACCUCCAGACCCUCACCUUCACCAAGGUGGACUUUGGGGACAAGGCCAUGAAGGUUGUGGGUGUGAAAGCACACACAGAGAAUGAGAGGGGACAAGUUCUGCUGGACGUGUACAUCAGCUAUGUUGGAAACGUUGAGAUUAAUGUUGAGGUGAAGAGGUAUUUCUGCAAAGCAGGAGUCAAGGGAAUACAGCUGCAUGGGAUGAUGAGGGUGAUUCUAGAGCCUCUGAUUGGAGAUGUCCCCAUCGUGGGCGCGGUCACCAUGUUCUUCAUCCGCAGGCCGAAACUGGACAUCAACUGGACUGGAUUGACCAAUUUACUGGACAUCCCUGGCCUGAACAUCAUGUCUGACACUAUGAUAAUGGACGCCAUCGCCUCCUUCCUGGUUCUGCCCAACCGCCUGACUGUUCCCCUGGUAGCAGACCUGCACGUUGCCCAGCUACGCUCUCCUCUGCCCAGGGGUGUGGUCCGUAUCCACCUCUUGGAGGCUGAUGACCUGCCAGCUAAGGACAACUACAUGAAGGGAGUGAUAGCAGGGUUGUCUGACCCGUAUGCUCUGUGUAGGGUGGGGCCUCAGACUUUCACCUCCCACGUUGUGGACAACACUGUCUGUCCCAAGUGGGGAGAGAUGUAUGAGGUCAUAGUCCAUGAAGUACCAGGUCAGGAGCUGGAGGUGGAGGUUUAUGACAAAGACCCAGACAAUGAUGACUUUCUGGGGAGAACCAAGAUAGAUUUGGGUAUCGUGAAGAAGUCCAAAGUUGUUGAUGAAUGGUUCACCCUGAAAGAAACCAAGUCAGGACGUGUCCAUUUCAGACUGGAGUGGUUGGUCUUGUUGCCCAGUACGGAGCGACUGGAACAGGUUCUUCAGAGGAACGAGAGCAUGACGGUGUCCAGUAAGACUUCUGACCCCCCUUCGGCAGCUAUCUUGGCAGUGUAUCUGGACAAGGCUGAAGCCCUUCCUAUGAAGAAGGGCAAUAAAGAACCUAGUCCCAUGGUGCAGUUGUCUGUACAGGACAUCACCCGAGAGAGCAGGACCUGUUGGACGACCAUCAACCCAAAAUGGGAGGAUGCCUUCACCUUCUUUAUCCCAGAUCCACACAAGCAGUCAAUAGACAUUCAGGUGAAGGACAAUGACCGGAUACAGACACUAGGUAGUCUGUCCAUCCCUCUGUCCCGUCUGCUGUCCAGCCCCAACCUGUCUCUGGACCAGUGGUUCCAGCUAGACAAAUCUGGCCCUGCCAGCCGCAUCUACAUCAACACUGUACUCAGGGUGUUAUGGUUAGAUGAGGAAAACAUCCCCACUUCCUCUACAGAAGCAGCCAACCUAUCAGCAGGUCUCUCAAAGAUACGCCCCCAACAGACCUCCCCAGACCCCAGCUUUGCCACAGAGGGGGUGCUGAGAAUCCACCUUCUAGAGGGCCAAAAUCUGGUUCCCAAGGACAAUAUGAUGGGGGGCGUGGUGAAGGGCAAGAGUGACCCCUAUGUCAAGAUCAACAUUGGGGGUGAGACCUUUGAAAGCCGGGUCAUCAAUAGGAACCUCAACCCCACCUGGAACGAGAUGUAUGAGGUGGUUCUGACCACACUGCCUGGCCAGGAGCUGCAUGUAGAGCUGUUUGAUAAGGACAUGGACAUGAAGGAUGACUUCAUGGGAAGGUUGAAGAUCAGUCUGAAGGAUAUCAUCACCUCUCAAUACACUGACCAGUUGUACACUCUGAAUGAUGUGAAGUCAGGUCGCCUUCACCUGGUACUGGAGUGGGUACCAACAGUAUCACAACCAGACAGACUGGAUCAGGUGUUCCAGUUUCAGUCCAGGCAGUCUUACCACAACAAAGCCUUUCCAUCCAUGGCUCUACUGUUUGUGUUUGUGGAGAGGGCUGACGGCCUACCCCUGAAGAAAAGUGGGAAGGAGCCAAAAGUGGGAGCUGAACUUGUUGUGGGAGGGACCUCCCAUAAAACGACGGUGUGUGAUCGCACCAUCUCACCCCAGUGGGACGAGGCUUUUUACUUCCUGGUUCAUGACCCCAGAGAGGAGAUCCUCAUAGUGAAGUUGUCUCACAGUUGGACCUUGCCUAUUGGUUCUCUGGUGGUACCAGUCAGAGAGCUGCUGUCAGAACCAGAUCUGGUCCUGGAUCAGUGGCUGAGUCUGGAUGGAGCCUCACCUGAUAGUCAGAUUCUACUGAGGGCUGAACUGAAGGUGCUGUGUCCCAAGAAGUGUGAGAUUGAUGUGGAUAGGGCAGAUCAACCCAGAGCUCGAGCCACCUCUACUGCUGAACAGAUACUGGAGAGAGACACAGUGCAGCAGAGGUGUAUUUCAGUGGACACUCCCAGUGCUCCAUCCCCCAGCCCUUCCUCUAUCCCAGCACCAGUAUCAGAGCCAGAGGAGGCUAAGAGGGUAACAGUUACUGAGAUGGUACCUGAGGAGGUCACUGAGGAACCCUGUCUUCCUGGAACACUCCCAACACACACCAACCCUGAGCCCAGCUUUGGCUCUGAGGGGGUGCUGAGAAUCCACCUACUGGAGGCCCAGAAUCUAAUCGCCAAGGACAAUCUGAUGGGGGGCCUGAAGAAGGGCAAGAGUGACCCGUACGUCAAGAUCAACAUCGGAGGGGUCAAGUUUAAGAGUCAUGUGAUCAAGGAGAACCUCAACCCCACCUGGAACGAGAUGUAUGAGACGGUGAUGACCCCACAGUCAGAUCAGGAGGUCCAGGUAGAGCUGUAUGAUAAAGACAUGGACAAGGAUGACUUCCUGGGCAGGUGUAACAUCAGUAUGAGAGACAUCAUACACUCCCAGUAUACAGACCAGUGGUACACUCUGAAUGAUGUGAAGUCAGGUCGUGUUCACCUGGUACUGGAGUGGGUACCAACAGUAUCACAACCAGACAGACUGGAUCAGGUGCUACAGCUGCAGUCUCUCCAGUCCUACCAGAACAAGGCUGUUCCCUCUGCUGCUCUGCUCUUCGUCUACAUGGACAGAGCCCACUCACUGCCUUUGAAGAAGAGUGGGAAGGAGCCAAUGGCUGGAGCUGAGCUUGUUCUGGGAGAGACAACAUAUAGAACCAAGGUGUGUGAUCGUACCAAUUCCCCCCAAUGGGAAGAGGCUUUCUACUUCCUGGUUCGUGACCCCAGAGAGGAGAUUCUCAUAGUGAAGCUCUCCAGUGCUUGGGAUCAGGCGAUGGGUUCUCUGGUGGUACCAGUCAGAGAGCUGCUGUCAGAACCAGAUCUUGUCCUGGAUCAGUGGCUGAGUCUGGAUGGAGCCUCACCUGACAGUCAGAUUCUACUGAGGGCUGAACUGAAGAUCCUGAACUCGAAGAUGACUGAGGGUGUUGGGGUACCACAAGGCUCUGUCUCAGGUCCAGAAACUAUUACUAGUUGGAGUUACAGUGAGGAGGAAGAACCAAUCACUAUUGAGCAGCCAGUUACUGCGACCAUUGAGGAGGACCAAGACAGUGAGGUGCCCUCUGAGGAAUCUGUUGCAGUCUCUAGCCAACCCUCUAUCUCUGAAACUGAGGAAGCAGAGGUUGUCUUUGAGGUCCCUAAAGAAGACCCCAGCCCUCCUGAGACACUCCACACCCCUGACCCCAGCUUUGAAACUGAGCAGAAAGAGGAGCCAGAAGAACCUAUCACAGUCACCCAACUGUCAGUCACAGCAGACACUGAGGAGCUCCAACCCUGGCAGGGGCCAACGGCAGGAUCUGUUACAGAGGACAUUGCCAGAGCUACAGUGUCUAGCCUUCCUUCUGUGUCUGUACCUGAGGAAGCUGAGGUCAUGCCUGAUGUCAUCCCUGAAACACGCCCUCCUCACACUACCCCUCACCCAAGUUUUGGCACUGAGGGGGUGCUGAGAAUCCAUGUACUGGAGGCCCAGGAUCUGGUUGCCAUGGAUAAGCUGAUGGGGGGCCUGAAGAAGGGCAAGAGUGACCCUUAUGUCAAGAUCAACAUCGGAGUGGUCAAGUUUAAGAGUCGUGUGAUCAAGGAGAACCUCAACCCCACCUGGAACGAGAUGUUUGAGACGGUGCUGAACCCCCAGGCUGGUCAGGAGGUCCAGGUAGAGCUGUAUGAUAAAGACAUGGAUGCGGAUGACUUCCUGGGAAGGUUUAUGAUGAGGCUGAGUGAUGUCAUCAGUUCCCAGUACACAGACCAGUGGUACACACUGAAUGAUGUGAAGUCAGGUCGUCUUCACCUGGUACUGGAGUGGGUACCAACAGUAUCACAACCAGACAGACUGAAUAAGGUGCUGCAGCUGCAGUCUCUCCAGUCCUACCAGAACAAGGCUGUUCCCUCUGCUGCUCUGCUCUUCGUCUACAUGGACAGAGCCCACUCACUGCCUUUGAAGAAGAGUGGGAAGGAACCAAAGGCUGGAGCUGAGCUUGUUCUGGGAGAGACAACAUAUAGAACCAAGGUGUGUGAUCGUACCAACUCCCCCCAAUGGGAAGAGGCUUUCUACUUCCUGGUUCGAGACCCCAGAGAGGAGAUUCUCAUAGUGAAGCUCUCCAGUGCUUGGGAUCAGGCGAUGGGUUCUCUGGUGGUACCAGUCAGAGAGCUGCUGUCAGAACCAGAUCUGGUCCUGGAUCAGUGGCUGAGUCUGGAUGGAGCCUCACCUGACAGUCAGAUUCUACUGAGGGCUGAGCUUAAGAUCCUGAACUCGAAGAUGACUGAGGGUGUUGGUGUACCACAAGGCUCUGUCUCAGGUCCAGAAAUUAUUAUGAGUGGGAGGUACAGUGAGGAGAAGGAACAAAUUACCACUGAGCAGCCAUUUACUGCAACAAUUGGGGAGAAGCAACACAGUGAGGUGCCCUCUGAGGAAUCUGUUGCAUUCUCCAGCCAACCCUCUAUCUCUGAACCUGAGGAAGCAGAGGUGGUCUUUGAGGUCCCCAAAGAAGACCCCAGCCCUCCUGAGACACUCCCACCACACACCACCCCUGACCCCAGCUUUGAUACUGAGAUAGAGGAGCCAGAAGAAACUGAGGAACCUAUCACCCAACUGUCAGUCACAGCAGACACUGAGGAGCUCCAACCCUGGCAGGGACCAACGGCAGGAUCUGUUACAGAGGACAUUGCCAGAGCUACAGUGUCUAGCCUUCCUUCUGUGUCUGUACCUGAGGAAGCUGAGGUCAUGCCUGAUGUCAUCCCUGAAACACGCCCUCCUCACACUAUCCCUCACCCAAGUUUUGGCACUGAGGGGGUGCUGAGAAUCCAUGUACUGGAGGCCCAGGAUCUGGUUGCCAUGGAUAAGCUGAUGGGGGGCCUGAAGAAGGGCAAGAGUGACCCCUAUGUCAAGAUCAACAUCGGAGUGGUCAAGUUUAAGAGUCGUGUGAUCAAGGAGAACCUCAACCCCACCUGGAACGAGAUGUUUGAGACGGUGCUGAACCCCCAGGCUGGUCAGGAGGUCGAGGUAGAGCUGUAUGAUAAAGACAUGGAUGCGGAUGACUUCCUGGGAAGGCUUAUGAUGAGGCUGAGUGAUGUCAUCAGUUCCCAGUACACAGACCAGUGGUACACUCUGAAUGAUGUGAAGUCAGGUCGUCUUCACCUGGUACUGGAGUGGGUACCAACAGUAUCACAACCAGACAGACUGAAUAAGGUGCUGCAGCUGCAGUCUCUCCAGUCCUACCAGAACAAGGCUGUUCCCUCUGCUGCUCUGCUCUUCGUCUACAUGGACAGAGCCCACUCACUGCCUUUGAAGAAGAGUGGGAAGGAGCCAAUGGCUGGAGCUGAGCUUGUUCUGGGAGAGACAACAUAUAGAACCAAGGUAUGUGAUCGUACCAACUCCCCCCAAUGGGAAGAGGCUUUCUACUUCCUGGUUCGAGACCCCAGAGAGGAGAUUCUCAUAGUGAAGCUCUCCAGUGCUUGGGAUCAGGCGAUGGGUUCUCUGGUGGUACCAGUCAGAGAGCUGCUGUCAGAACCAGAUCUGGUCCUGGAUCAGUGGCUGAGUCUGGAUGGAGCCUCACCUGACAGUCAGAUUCUACUGAGGGCUGAGCUUAAGAUUCUAAACUCGAAGAUGACUGAGGGUGUUGGUGUACCACAAGGCUCUGUCUCAGGUCCAGAAAUUAUUAUGAGUGGGAGGUACAGUGAGGAGAAGGAACAAAUUACCAUUGAGCAGCCAGUUACUGCAACAAUUGGGGAGAAGCAACACAGUGAGGUGCCCUCUGAGGAAUUUGUUGCAGUCUCCAGCCAACCCUCUAUCUCUGAACCUGAGGAAGCAGAGGUGGUCUUUGAGGUCCCCAAAGAAGACCCCAGCCCUUCUGAGACACUACCACCACACACCACCCCUGACCCCAGCUUUGAUACUGAGAUAGAGGAGCCAGAAGAAACUGAGGAACCUAUCACCCAACUGUCAGUCACAGCAGACACUGAGGAGCUCCAACCCUGGCAGGGGCCAACGGCAGGAUCUGUUACAGAGGACAUUGCCAGAGCUACAGUGUCUAGCCUUCCUUCUGUGUCUGUACCUGAGGAAGCUGAGGUCAUGCCUGAUGUCAUCCCUGAAACACGCCCUCCUCACACUACCCCUCACCCAAGUUUUGGCACUGAGGGGGUGCUGAGAAUCCAUGUACUGGAGGCCCAGGAUCUGGUUGCCAUGGAUAAGCUGAUGGGGGGCCUGAAGAAGGGCAAGAGUGACCCCUAUGUCAAGAUUAACAUCGGAGUGGUCAAGUUUAAGAGUCGUGUGAUCAAGGAGAACCUCAACCCCACCUGGAACGAGAUGUUUGAGACGGUGCUGAACCCCCAGGCUGGUCAGGAGGUCCAGGUAGAGCUGUAUGAUAAAGACAUGGAUGCGGAUGACUUCCUGGGAAGGUUUAUGAUGGGGCUGAGUGAUGUCAUCAGUUCCCAGUACACAGACCAGUGGUACACUCUGAAUGAUGUGAAGUCAGGUCGUCUUCACCUGGUACUGGAGUGGGUACCAACAGUAUCACAACCAGACAGACUGGAUCAGGUGCUGCAGCUACAGUCUCUCCAGUCCUACCAGAACAAGGCUGUUCCCUCUGCUGCUCUGCUCUUUGUCUACAUGGACAGAGCCCACUCACUGCCUAUGAAGAAGAGUGGGAAGGAGCCAAAGGCUGGAGCUGAGCUUGUUCUGGUGGACACAACCUACAGAACAAAGGUGUGUGAUCGCACCAACUCCCCCCAGUGGGAUGAGGCUUUCUACUUUCUGGUUCGUGAUCCUAAAGAAGAGAUGCUCAUAGUGAAGCUCUCCAGUGCUUGGGAUCAGGCGAUGGGUUCUCUGGUGGUACCAGUCAGAGAGCUGCUCUCACAACCAGAUCUAGUCCUGGAUCAGUGGCUGAGUCUGGAUGGAGCCUCACCUGACAGUCAGAUUCUACUGAGGGCUGAACUCAAGAUUCUGGAAUCUAAAAUGGUGGACCUGAUAGGUCAUGGAAUUCUUCCGUGUGCUGCAGGAAACUGUGGGCAGGUGAAGCUGUCUCUCUCCUAUGCCUCAAAGAAGAAGAAACUGACCAUCACAGUCCACGCCUGCAGGGAUCUGGAGUCGUCCAGUAAAGAUGGUCUAGACACCUACGUCUCCCUCAUGCUGCUGCCCGACAAAAACAAGGCCACCAAGAGGAAGACAAGCAUCAAGAAGAGAGACCUCAACCCAGAAUAUAACGAAAGGUUUGAGUUUGAGCUGUCUGUGGAGGAGGCCAGGCGCAGGCAUCUGAGUGUGUCAGUGAAGAACAGCAAAGCCUCCUUCAGGAGCAGCGAUCUCAUUGGACAGGUGCAGAUAGAGCUGGCUCAGAUUGACCUGGCCUCAGGGGUCACAGAAUGGUUUGACUUGAAACAGGAAGCUGAAUAGUGGAUCUGUCAUACCACAGGGUUAAAGUUCACCUGUACAGCCUAACUCACGCCGAUGCCUUCCCCCACCUACCACUGCUGCAGCCUUCCCUGUCCUAUCACCUGUUAAUGUCUAUCUCUAAAUAUCCACAUAUCAAUAUUAUCACUAAAGACAGGGCUCAAUAGGUCAGAACCUGGAUUGAUCCAGGAGAAAGUCUGCAUUAUAUAGUUUCAUCUGAAGUUUAUACCUAGUAUUAAUAGUUAAGGUCAAAAUGUGUACAUACUUAUGAAAAGGUUGAUGGUUAUACCUGCAUACUUUAAGAACUGAUGAGGGUUAUACCCGUUUAUUAAGGUUACUUUUGAAGUUUACAUUAAUAACUUGUUAGGGAUAUUUGAAGAUCAUAUGAAGGUUAUGUACGUUAAAGGUUAAUGUACUAAUGAACGAUAGCUACAUGCAUUUAUCUUGCUAAAGUAAUAUCAGUAAGGAAGGAGUUAAUAUUAUCAAGGUAAAGAGACUCUUGCCUGAUCCAGGAAGUGAAUAGGGACCAGCAUGCGUUGUCAGUAUAUGGUAUCAGAUUGGUAUUAUCAAAUAACUUGUUAUCAAAGUAACAAUAAUUUUGGAAGAUAUCAGCAAAUUCCAUUAUAUUAUGGAAUGAUGUUUGCUGUGGAAAAUUGUUAAGUAUGUUAAUACUAAUAGAAGGAUAAUGAGGAAGUAAAAUGUUAAGUAUAGUAUGAGUCCUUGCGGAUUGAGAGAGAAAAAUCAGGUCCGGGACAAGGUAGCACGUCCGGUGAACAGUACACUUUAACCCAAAUCUUUUACUCAGUGUCUAGUCAGGAACCUCCCUUAUUAAAAGAGCAUUGAUUUUACUUUGCCUUAUGUUAUCACAGAGACUUCUAUAGUAUAUAUUGUACCAAUGGGGUGUCAGGGUAGCCUAGUGGUUAGAGCGUUGGACUAGUAACCGAAAGGUUACAAGUUCAAAUCCCCGAGCUGACUAGGUACAUAUCUGUCAUUCUGCCCCUGAACAGGCAGUUAACCCACUGUUCCUGAAAAUUAGAAUGUUCUUAACUGACUUGCCUAGUUAAAGGUUUAAAUAAAUAAAUAUAUAUAUAUAUGUAAACAGUACUGCCAUGUGAAAUUCAGCCAAUUAUGAAGGCACUCUGAUAUUACAGUUAUUAAUUUCUAACUAAUACAAAAAAAGCCAUUUGUAUUGUCAUACAUGUCAUGCAUUCCAUUCCAUUCUGCUACAUCAUAUAUUUUUGCUGCUUUGUGUUUUACAUUUGUUUUGAUGUGUAUCUUUGUUUUUUUAACACAUUACAAUUGUGCAUAUAUUCAUCCUUUCUAGCAGGGUUGUGCUCAUUUCAGAAUGAAAGGAAUGCCUCAAAUUCCAAUCAAAUUUGUGAAUUUUAAUUGAAGUAGUAAAUGGGAUAUAUACUUUGCUAUCCUGAAGUGUGACUUUCAGAUUCAAUUCAAUUUCAACGUAUGUUUUAUAAUUGAAUAGAAUGUAUUUCAAUUGCACUGAAUUCAAUUCAAAUCUGAAAAAGAUUAUCCUAAAAUCAGUGUGCGUCAUGGCAGUCAAAUAAAGUUUUUGCACCCCCA